Messenger RNA from Rhagoletis zephyria (snowberry fruit fly), 3102 nucleotides. RefSeq lists its product as uncharacterized. The record is from RefSeq and is a predicted model, not a curated record. NCBI's taxonomy places the organism in Eukaryota, Metazoa, Arthropoda, Insecta, Diptera, Tephritidae.
CACCAACAGUUCAAAACGCCACAACUUGUACAAAAAUCGGUUGAUUCCUCCAUUUUCGGCGGUAACCAGUUUGCAGAACCAAUGCCAAAAUUGCAAUCAUCAUCGUUAGCCAAUUUCAAAUUUGAUGAUCCGCAAAAUACUUCCAGCGCAAGCAAUAUUGCUGGUAGCGUAUUCGAUGCUCCUGCAAAAGAUAAUGGCAACUCUUUAUUUAAAAUUCCUUUUGCCGCCGCUAAACCUGCCACCACUAUUGCUAGUGGAUUAGGUAAUUCCAUCUUUGGUGGUGAUGCAUUUAAACAACCGCAACUACCAUCUGCUGCUGGUGUUUUCUUAUUCGAAGAUGCUAAGCAUCGUGUUAAGAGCGAUAACAUUUUCGGCAAUGUCGCCAAAUCGACAGCAAUCAUUUUUCAGCAAACAAAGACCCCAAAUCCAGAACCCAUGCCUAAAGAUAGCGUGUUUCAGCAUUUCAACACGCAGCCGGUGCUGCCAAACUUUGUUGAACCCCAUUUAGAGGUCAAGGAAGAGUCGAAAACUAUUUUUGGCGCUGCCGCUUUCCCGCAGCUAUCUUCAGCACUGCCGCAAGCAGAGACGGCUAAGCGCAUAGCUGAAGCUGAACUGGGCCAGCAAAAAGAAUUUGAAAGACAACGCGAACUAGAAAAAGAACAGGAGGCAGCAAAGAGCGAAGAAGCGGAAAGGAAACAUCAGGAAGCAUUAAAACUUCUGCAACAACGUGCAGAACGUGUUAGUGCUGAUGAGCUGGAAAGCGUGCUUGCCACACAGGUGGCUGUUAUUGCUCAAAGCGAACUAAGCAAAUACCAAAAGCUUCAACGGGACUGCGAAGGUAUUACUGAGGCAUUGCUUGACCAAUCUAUAGCUAUGCAACUCGAAGAGUUGGCCAAUGAAGAAUAUGCCAUGAUGUGCCACGAUCAGCUUAUCCUCAAUCGCUACUUUGAACGCUGGUUACGCUAUACACGCAAGAAAAAGAAGCAACGCGCUCUAAUGGAGUCCACGCCCGUUUGGGUGACCAUGGACACACGCGCUGAACAAACUGCCAAAAUAAGGCAUCCCAACCAAUCAGAAACUUUGCAGAUGAUCAAGCGUUAUCGACAUGGCGAACCGUGUAAUUUCCAACUGCUACUUUGGAAACAUCCAGACACGCCGUCACCUCCGUUUCAGUGCAUCGACAUUUUCGCGGUGGUGCGCGCACAUAUUGCACGUAAAACGAUAGUAAAAUGUGGCCACAUGCAAAGCAUCAAGUACUUUAAGUUAGUGCUGACGCUGCCCAAUGAUCACGAUGAAUUGCCCGGCUUCGAAAGUCUGUGUAACAAGUGGCUGCGCAAGCAUGUGAAGCGUAUCAAUAACGGCAACACUUCGGAAGUGGAUGAUACGUACAAUAGGAGUCCAUACAUAUGCGCCAUGGAGCGUGAUGUGGCAUUGUGUGUGCGUAAGGUGAGCGGUAUUCCGCCACUAACAGAGAGGGGCAAUACAGUGUGUAACGAAUGCGACAACGCGGAUGCAAUUAUCUGCCUAAUGGGUUGUGACAGCAUACAAAACACGCGUAAGCGCAUGCAUCACCUAAUCAAAUUGAGCCGACUGAACAAAGCUGUGCCAGUAGCUUUCAUAGUCUACGACGGCCAAUAUACAGAUGAGCUGGAGCUGAGCGAUAUACUGGAAAUGGAGACAUUAGUGGACGAGGGCAAAAUAGCGGGUUACAAAUUUUCCGAAGCAUUAGAGAUACAAAAGCUACAAAGUUUCCUAGAAGCAUGUUUGGGUGAAGAAUUGUGGCAGCGCUGGCAACAAUCCUCCGACCAAAAUCCAUGCUUUGCUAAGAUUUGCGCCAUACCGCAACACUUGGCGGAGCUGUACAAUGAAGCGGUGAAGCGUGUCAUGCAAAUCACUGCAGAAGACUUUGCCGAUGCGGCAGAGCUUGCGGAGGAGCUGCGUGAAUUUGUGCCCAAAUUAGAGGUCGAUAUACCGCUUGGCUUUGAAUACUUCCCAAAGGACUGGAAAUCUGCGCAGCGCCGACAUCAGAUUUCAAUAUUUUUGCAGCGUUUGUUGUUAGCACCUAUUGAAGAAGAGCCACAAUUCCAUGAGGUCGACGACUGGGAAUUGUGGUUGCUGAACUAUGCUAGUCGUUGCAUACCAAAUGAUGAAGAGAUCGCCACUGCCGCUAGUUAUCAAUCAAUCAGAGCACUAAUUGAACAGCUGAAUCGUAGCGAUUUAGCCCAUCUAGAUGUGGUGGCACGCUUCCAAGUAAUAAACUAUUUGCCUGUUAUGAAAGCCAUAGCCUACGCACAGAUAAAUGCCGUGCUCAAGGACUACAUCGAAGAAGUCGAUACCAACGAUUACAAAUUGCCCAACGAAAUCAUUUAUCAUCGCCAAGCGCUUGAGGAUUAUCAGCUAGUGCCGUGGUGGUUAAAUAACGUGGCGGUUAAAGCGGUGAAAAUAGAUUACUCUGCUAUUGAAGAACAAGACACGAGUUUGCAGGAUAAGGAGCUAGAAGACGAAGAGGCAGCAAUGAACUGCAAGAUGUUGGACGAAAUUAUAAAACAAGCUGAAGAGGUUUCACGCAAAGCGGAGGAAAACUUUUACUCAUUGAAGAAGCAAACAAUUAGCGCGGAUACAGCGGAGCUGGCACGUGACUUGGAUGCUAGCAUCUAUCAAUUUGAAUUGUCAAAACAAAUAGGAUGCUAUGAUGCCUCCUUUGUGUCAAAGGCAAGUGAAAUUAAUACCGACUUAGAAGGGGCAGUUGGUGGCGCUAUUGCAAUGAAUAAUAGAAGCGGUGGCGGUGAUAGCUUUUCUAAAACGCCUACAAGUAGAAAACGUAAGCAUAUCGGAGGUGCUCAUGCGGAAGGUAAUGAAAUGGAAGCGGUUAUGGCACGCGCUUUUAAUGUUAUUGAGAAAGUGGAAGCGAAACAAGACCGUGCCGAACGUCUGUGCAAGAUGGCUAUGCUAGAGCUGGAAUGAUUGUUGUCAAGUGUAUGAUUCGAUUUGACAAUAUUUAUGUGGUAACUUAUUAAGGGCGGGGGGAUGAAUGCUAAAUUAUACUAAAUUAUAUUACAUAUGUAUGAACGUAGUUAUAUCAAGAAUUAGGCUUCAAAAUAA